AUGGCGCCAAAGGGCAAGCAGCAAGAGCCCAAAAAGGCCAAGGCCACGGUCGAUGACAAGACCUUUGGCAUGAAAAACAAAAAGGGCGGUAGUGCGAAGAAACAAAUCGCCCAGCUUCAAGCACAGGCAAAGUCCAACAAGUCGCCGGAAGAGAAACGAAAAGAGGCCGAGAAGGAGCAGCGGCUGAAAGAGAAGGCGGCCGCCGAGAAGGCAAAGGCAGAGGCCGCAGAACUCUUCAAGCCGAUUCAGGUCCAGAAGGUGCCGUUCGGAGUGGAUCCGAAGACCGUGCUCUGCCAGUUCUUCAAGCAAGGCCACUGCGACAAGGGCAAGAAAUGCAAGUUUAGCCAUGACCUCGACGUGGGGAAGAAGGUGGCCAAGAGAGACCUGUACCAAGACACCCGGGAGCAAGAGAAAGAUGAGAAGGAGAAGGACAACAUGGACGACUGGGACGAAGAAAAACUACGAAAAGUCGUGAUGAGCAAACACGGCAAUCCGCGGACGACGACCGACAAGGUCUGCAAAUACUUCAUUUCAGCCGUCGAGGAUGGGAAGUACGGCUGGUUCUGGACAUGUCCGAACGGAGGCGACAAGUGCAUGUACAGACACAGCCUGCCGCCUGGAUUCGUGCUAAAGACGAAGGAACAGCGGAAGGCCGAAAAGGCCCUGAUGGACAAGUCCCCGCUAAACACACUAACACUAGAAGACUUCCUCGAAUCCGAACGACACAAAUUGACUGGCACACUGACUCCCGUCAAUCCGGAAACAUUUGCAAAGUGGAAGAAGGAACGCCUGGACAAGAAGGCUGCCGAAGCGGAAGCAUUGAAAGCCAGAGAAGCAACAGGCCGAGCCAUGUUCGAGAGUGGCAACUGGAAGGAUUCGGAGGACGAAGAUAGCGAGGAUGACGACGACGACGAAGAUGACGAAGACCAGGGAGCAUGGAACCUCGAAGCCAUGCGCAAAGAGACCGAGAGGAUCCGACAGUUGAAGGAGGAAGAGCGGUUAGCCAAGGCAAACGGCGAACCCGUAUCAGAUCGGAACGAUGAUACCGACAGUAACGACGCCGAAAGUCAAGAAGGUGGGGACGAUGCCGACGGCAGCGAAGAUGACAAUGGAGAGGGUUCGAGCGGGACUAAUGGAGAGAGUAGUGGAUCGAAGGAUGGAAGCUAG
Messenger RNA from Cladophialophora yegresii CBS 114405, 1167 nucleotides. RefSeq lists its product as uncharacterized. Gene Ontology annotation, molecular function: mRNA binding; metal ion binding. Bases 1 to 1167 code for a protein of 388 amino acids. The transcript is spliced from 2 exons. Gene Ontology annotation, cellular component: cytosol. Lineage: Eukaryota; Fungi; Ascomycota; Eurotiomycetes; Chaetothyriales; Herpotrichiellaceae. The record is from RefSeq and is a predicted model, not a curated record. Gene Ontology annotation, biological process: cytoplasmic translation.